AUGUUGACUCGUUCCACUUCAUCCUCAUUUUGUACAGCUUCCCUGCAGGUGAGUAGCGUGGGAUAUCCCACCCCGGAUAGUUGUAGAUCUGUCACCUCUUUUAUAUACAUGUGGAGGCUCACGCGAUGGUUGUGUUUUCGUCUCACACCGGAUCCCUCGUUGGUUGUCAUGCCGGCGAGCGUGGGGGGCGUUGAGGUUUACCGCAACGCGGUGAGCAGUCGUGACGAGAACGUCAUCUGGGACGAGCUCAGCCUUGUCCUGGAGCGGGAGGGGCAGAAGGUGCUGUCGGAGCGCUCGAGCCCGCAGAACAAGACUGUGAAGCACACAUAUCUUGAGAUGCACGGCGAGCAACAGUUUACGGAGGUAAAGAGUUGGCAAAGGAAAGAGGUGCGGCGGCUUCCGGGGCUAGUGUGGUCGCCGACGCUGAUGGCGUGGCUGCGAGGCGUUGCCCCGACUCUGCUGGGGUCUAUGCCAGACACUGCGCGCGUGGUUGAGCACAAUUUACCCGGCUACGAGAUGCACAUCGAACACCCCACGGUGGGUGGCUGCUUUCUCUACCUCUCCCUCCUCUCGGACACGGUGCUGUCCUUUGAUGAUGAGGCGACGGGUCGCCGCGGGCAGGUUUUUCUGCCGCAACGGUCCAUGAUGCGCUGCUUUGGUGAGGCCAGAUGGGGAUGGCGAUUUGGCGAGCAACCCAGCGCCACACACACGUUUCUUAGUGCUGCCGGUGUCCGGCGUGUGGUGGAGCCGGACAUGCGACUUAGCGUGCAGCUGUGGAAGUUCACGCCACAGUUGCUGGAUGCGAGGCUGCUGCAGGACAGGGUGGAGGAGUCCGUCCGGCACCUCGAGAGAGAAAAACUCCGAGCUGACGUGGAGCAGGCGGAGGAGGCCUGCGAGUCCCCACAACUUGACUUCACUGCGGUGUCCGGGGAUGAAACCACAGGCGGGGGGCCUCUUGGCGGCGAUUACGUGGCGGGUCCGUCCCCUCAGCCGGGGGGCGGCGCUAAGGUCACGAUGGAGACAAUUGGAAAAGACUACGACACCUACAAGCAAAAAUUUCAGCACGUCCACGGAGUACUUCAGGAGAUGAAGACGUUGCAGGACGCUGGGCAACCUAUUAAUGACAUGUGGUUGAGGCGAAAGAUUUUGGACGGCCAGGGAGGCACCGAACACGACAAGAGUGACGGCUUUGAUGCCGAGGAUGUGGAAGGCACGUGGGAUCGCGUGGACGCACGGGCACGCUUCUACAAGGCACGACUUAAGGGCAUGGACUACGACGGUAGUGCCAACCUCAGUAGUGCGAUGCCGGACGUGACGGAGGAUGCGCCGCUUGACAUGAAGAAGACAAUACGGAAGAUUGCCCCACUUGUGAAGGAUGGGGAAAAGAUACUCGCAAGUUUUCCUGGCGCACAGUAA
Messenger RNA from Trypanosoma conorhini, 1416 nucleotides. RefSeq lists its product as uncharacterized. Bases 1 to 1416 code for a protein of 471 amino acids. The record is from RefSeq and is a predicted model, not a curated record. The transcript has a single exon. Lineage: Eukaryota; Euglenozoa; Kinetoplastea; Trypanosomatida; Trypanosomatidae.